CCUUUGCACAUAGCAGGUACUUAAAGAUUUAUUCAACAGAUAUCCGCUAUAAUGUUUAGCUUUUUAAUCCAAAAACAUGUUGAUUUUAUUUGAAUUUUAUUUUACAUGAAUCUUCUAUGUCUUGCAUUUCAAAUGGAUAAACCCUAUUUGCAUAUGUGGAAAAUUAUACCUACUAAAAAAUGGAGUUUUCUUUUAGAGCUCAUUUGGACUUCGGUUCUUUUAGUCAUAAAACAACUUUAUCUGUGAUGAAUGGUAGCCAUUUUUUAUUUGCCACAGGAUCACAUUGCAGAGUGAACAGCUGUGUAACACAGUUUUCCUAAACUUUAAAUAAGGAUGCUCUUACAAUGCUAUUUGACAUGUUACCAUAGCCACAACCUAAUUAUUAAACUAAUUAUUAAAUUUAUUGUUAAGUGUAUGAAUAUUUUACAAAUAUUCCAGAUAUGAAGGAUUAAUAUACAAAGGAGGGAAUUUGCUCUUUACCAAUUAUUUCAAUAAUAAAUAAGAAAAAUCUAACAUAGAAAAAAAUUAAAGAAACAUUAACAAAAUCUGUAACCCAACUUUUCAGAGAUAACUGCUGUGUAUGAGUGUGUAUAUAUAUAUAUACACACACACACACACACGGUUUUUAUACAUAUAUUAACACAGACACUAUGUGUACAAUUGAGGCAUGGUUGUACAUAACUGUUUUAUAAUCAUUUUCACACUUAACAAUAUACCAAGAAAUUUCCCAAGGUAUUAUACUUCUGUUUUUUUUUUUUUUUGACAUGGAGUCUUGCUCUGUCGUCCAGACGGGAGUGCAGUGGUGCAAUCUUAGCUCAUUGCAACCUCCGCCUCCCAGGUUCAUCCACCUCAGCCUCCUGAGUAGCUGGGAUUACAGGUGCCUGCCACCACGCCCAGCUAAUUUUUGUAUUUUCAGUAGAGGUGGGAUUUCACUAUCUUGGCCAGGCUGGCCUUGAACUCCUGACCUUGUAAUCGACCUACCUUGGCCUCCCAAAGGGUAUUAUACUUCUAUAGUGUCACAUUUAAUGAGUACAUUGAGUUUUACCGUGGUUUAUUUAAGCAAUUCCAUGAGGCUGAACAUUUGAGGUUGUUUCUGAUUUUUUGAAAUAUAUAAAGCUAUCACAAACCUCUUUGCUCCUUAACUAAAAAUUACUCUUAUAUUAGCAUAUAGGCUGUGUUCUGAGUACACAUGCACAUUGAUCCAUGGACAAGACAUUUUCAUAGCUCUGUAGUCAUGGCAAGGACUCCUCUUUUCCAGGGAGCUAAAAGAGCAGGGGACCAGGUAUCCCAGCCUCUCUCCUAGAGGUCUUCUGCUAAGAUUACUGGGAGAAAAUUCUGAGUGCUGGGGAAUUGGUGAGAAAAUCAUUUCAGAGAGCAUGGAACUGAGAAUCUAAGCAAUGUUGGGGACAUUUAUUCUACAUGUAGCAAGGAGAUUUUAGGAUCCAGCUCACUUAGAUUUGUAUUCACCACUUUUCUGUGCCUUCACACCUAGCUCUGUGUGUUAAGGGUAAAGUAACCUCUCUAGCUUUUCUUUCUCUGUGAACUCCCCCUACCUACAACAGCCUGACAACUCAAGGCCAACUAAGAAACAGACCCACAGGUCUCUGACUCUCCCCAGUCCUCUCCCCAUGGGGCUCUGAAGGCUGCCUACAGGUAGAUGUGGGGCUUCUUCAUCUCAGAUGGUGGCUCCACUCUCAGAAUGUGUUUUCAGCAGGCAUGCUUCUCAGAAAUGCCACCUGGACCUCAGAUCUUUGUGUAGAAUCCAGUCUCAUAAGGGCAUGGAGAAGAGGCAUUGUAAGAAGAAGGAACAAGCCCUGCCAGCUGCUGGCACCUGUAGUCACGGAGAUGCCCAUGACCAUAGUCUGCUGGCCACAGGAGGAGGAACAAACGCACAAUGGUCUUCCUUUGGUAACAGGAGGCUUUCCUUUACAUCUGGGGCACCCGGCAAGGGGAGCAGGAGUAGUUGUAAUGCUCGCCAAAUAGCUCAGAUUGGGUAGCAGAGGGAAACGAUAAAAAUUCAAAGGAACCACACAGAUGGGUGUGAGCCGUGUGGCUUACAGGUGUACAGUGGGAAGUUGAGGAGGCAGUUUUUUGCUGCUGUUUUCUGAGUUUACUCCAUUCGCUUAGUCAUUCACUUGCUCACUCAUUCAUAUAAUCAGCACUUAUUAUUGAACAUCUACCAUGUGUCAGGCCCCAUGAAGGAAGAUACCAAGAUGAACAGAGAAGAGUGAGCAUUAUGUUGACUUAGUAUCAGCUAGGUAUCUGGUUUUCAGUUUUUCUCCCUUAAUCAUUACAACAGCCUAUAAAGUAUAGGUAUUCUUAUCUCAUGUAAAGAAACAGAGAUUCAGAGAGGUCUAGUAAGUGCUGGAGGUGGGAGUCAGACUUCUGUCCAAAGCCUGUGCUUGACUCAGGGCUGUGACCUUCUUCUCAAGACAUGCCUGUCCUGGGAGAGCUUGCUGUCUUAAGUAGAAGACAGCAUGUUGAGCAAGUAAUGGCCAGGCAUGUCCUGUGGUGCCUCCCUCACUAGUAAUACUCCAGAACCCUUAUCCUGCCAUUAUCCAGGCUCCAGCAGAUCUUGUUAAACAUGUUUGCAGACUCUUUCUGCUGGCUCUAACCUUGCCACAGUGUCAUUAAUUGAGGAAGGAUCUGGGGUCAAGUUGUCAUCCUUCCAAUGGCAGGGGUGUCAUCAGUUUGGAAGGUGUACUGUCAAUGUACUGCCUUGGUGCCUACAAAACUCAUUUUGUGUUCAGCUAACCUUAGUUCUUCCAGCUUUUAGUAGCUACAUAAUAAGGGAUAAUCACCUCUGUUAAAGCUUAUUCUUACAGCACAGGAUCCUUCACAUAGCCUUCACCUUCUACCCUCUGUCACAGUUUCCAUUUAUCUCAGUAAGGAAUCAAAAUCAUUUCAUUUUCUUUCUCUGCCAGCUCAACCAUGGUAUUGGGUUCCACCUAAACCGUAAGUGUCAUAAAGUAGUCUGUGAGAGAGGCAGAGCCUAAAUAAUAGGGUCUAGUGGUUAGAAUCCAAGAUAACUUGUAGAAUCUCACUGUGGCUUCCCUAGGCUAGUGGUUCUCAAUGAUUUAGGACAUCAUAGAUCCCUUUGAAAGGCUGUUGACAACUGCACUUAAACAGAUUGUCUCCCAGAAAAAUAGACACAUAUGGGUGGAUAUGCAAAUGAUUUGCAUACGGUUUCAUGAGAUUCAUGGCUUUCCCCCACCACAUACAUUUUGAGGCAGGGUUUAUAGGCCCGCUUUGGUUUAUCAGGUGAAAAGUAUAACCUAGUCUGUCCUCUGGUGAGUAGAGUUGAGGAUUACCCAGUUUUCCCUCCAGAAUUCUGGAGGAUUAUAGUUUCAUGAGAUAUUCAGAUAACUUCUCGUUUCCUAUUUAGCACUUAACAUUGUUUUGCUUCUUUCUAAAGAAAUAGCAGACAUCAGGAGUCAAACUUUUUCCUGAUCAUGGCAAAUUUUCUAGCUUAUGCUGGGCCCUGGUUAUGCUAGGACCACAGGGGAAGCUUUGUUGUUUAUCUUUCAACAAACAUUAACUCAUCUCUUUGUUAUUAUGAAUAGGGUCUAGGUCAUGAGAAAAUUCCAUUGUGCCUUAGUUACUCUCCUCUCUUCUAGACCCACCAGAGACUCACCACCUGUCUGGUCCAAUCAAUGACCUAUGUGAUGAUUACAUAACCAACCCCUUGCCUCUGUUCUAGUUACUGCUUUUUUAUGUUUUAGAGACUUCCUCAGAGCUGGAAUUUUAGUAUCUCUUUGGAAUUAUCUGAAUGUUUGUCCUCUAUGUAUACCUCCUUAUUAUAUUUCUUGCAUGAUAUGCAUGUCUUGCAUGUCUAUCUGUCUGACUCUUUCCUUAAAAUUAAAGUCCCUUAAGGUCAGGGACUCUAUGUUGUUUGCCUUUGUGCCCACAGUGAUUGUAACUUUGCCUGACACAUAGGUGCUCAAUAAAUGUUUAUUGAAUUGAAUUGUAUAUGUUUGGAUACCCAAGGUAAUAACUUAAGUAGGGACUCAAAAAUUGCUUAAAACUCCAGGAAUCUUUUCAUGGCUAACCAAUCAGAUACGGUUAAGCCAAUUUAUCUAGAAACAUGAGCAUUGUAUCAGAGGACAUACAGGGCUUAUGCUGUUUGUGUGUGUGUGUGUGUGUGUGUGUGUGUGUGUGUGUGGAGGGGUAGGUAUACAGACCUUUGUUUCUUGGUUACUGCAAUAAUUUGCCACUGCAAGUGCCAUUGGAGACUCAGAGAGCCAGGUCUGUGCUACAGCAAGGGGCAGAGGUUUGUUUGGUAUUGUUCUGCAAACCCCUUGCAGAACAAUACCAAACAAACCUCUCUUCUGUAAUCUCUGUGUAUGAAUAUCCCUCCAAUGUAUCUUCACAUUUCUUUAUCUCCCUGAUAUAUCUUAACAUCUCUUUCAUCUCUGCCUCUUUCUCUUAUGGUUGACAUAUCCUAAGACAGCAUGGACAGCAGCCACUCCAAGUAGCCAAACGCUAGUACUAGUUCACUAGUUCAGGACCAAGGACAGUGGCACACAUGUCCUGGCAGUGGGAGAGGGUGCUUUAGUUUGCUACUUUGUUCAGUAAGAUGACCUUUGGAUGUGUCCUUCUCAGCUGUCAGACCGCACCUACAGUUCUGCAAACCUGGUUGUUAUGUUGGUCCUAGUUGUUCCAUGUAUGUGGUGGACCUGUGCCCAGUCUGUGCCAGUGUAUCCCUGUGACAUUGCUCACUGAUGAUCAUGGUGGAGGACCCUGGAGCAGGAGUGGCAUGGUUGUAGAAUAAGGAAGAGUGCAAGUGGGAGUGGGGAGAAGCUCUGGGCUUGGGUGAGAGGAUCUGCUCCAGGAGCUGCCUGUGAGGGUCCUUUGACCUAAACUCUGUGGUCAGCCAUUGCUACUUUACUGUCACCCACAUGGGGGUUGGAGAGGUGGGUGAGGGGAGAGGCAUCCAAGAGGUGCUUGACAAUAUCAUAUUUAGAUAUCUGCCAGAGUGCCUUCCAUAAUGAUAUAGCCCAAACCUGGCUUUUCAAAUCAGUAAUUUCAUGUUUAGUCUUUAUGCCCUGAUUAAAUUAAGUAUUAAUAUUAUUGAUAUUGGUGCUGGGGAAAACGGAGGUGGGACUGAGAUGAGGGUCCCAAGGAGCAAAGCUUUUCUAUGUCUGAACUUGCACAGCGCACACCUUCUACCCAUGGACAUCUCUGUAACUCUCUCCAAAUAUAUUAUAAUAGCAAAUACAUAGCUAAUGUUCAACAGUUGGAUCAUAUUCAUCACUGACAAGCUAAUGUUCUGGGUAACUUUGAGGGUCCAUCCAAGAGCAGUGCUUAAAGUAACAAAAAAGACAAUAAGUCUACCACUAUCACCACUACCUGUGCUGUAUGAGCACUUUAGAUAGCCUGGUGAGUUAGAAAAGAAUCAGCUUCAAAACAAACACAGUGGGUGGAAAGAAUCACUUCUGAAGUGGCCAUUUUCUUGUGUCUGCAUUACACUCAAGAUGUCAACUUUUCUGGGGAGGGAGGGAGGAAGAGUGAAUAAGCCUGUGUGUAUUGCAGCUGAGGUCUCAACUCGAGCUAAUAUUAAAUCUUGUGAAGAAUAAACAGAAAUGGUUUGCUCAUUAGCUGGGCUUAGAGAGGCGUUACCCAUAUGUUUGAAGUGCUAAUUAUUAGUGAUCUUUAAUGGAGCUAAUUUAGCAAUGGAAAGUGUUACAAAUUUCUGUUCCUCAAAGGUAGCCCAUUAGCCAGGACUUUAUAGCUAAUAUUGACUUUAGAAAGUUAAUAUUGAAAUUGGCCUCAAUUAGAGUUCAUGUGAGAGAAGGAGAAAGAUGAAGAUGGAGGUAGAAAUAAGCACAAAGAAAGACCAUGGGAGGAAGAGAAAUGGCAGUUACUAAACCCCUUUUAUGCAAACGGUGCCAUGACACUUGGGGUGUGAAAGACUCUGCCUCUGGGUCACUCAUUAAGUGCCAGCUGUAUGCGAAGUACUAAACCUAUUGAGAGAAGCACCCAGUCUCUCAAUGAGCUUAGAGUCUAGUGAGGGAGCCAGAUACAGUGGUGGAUAAUAGCAGAACAGGGAAGUACAUGCCAGUGAUAUUCUGAGGCAGACAAGUGAGUCCAGCCCAGAUGGUGAUGGAGCAGUUAGGGCAGCCACCCUAAGGAAGCUAUCCAGCUCAUUAUAGUGCAGGGCAGAAGAUGGUCAUUUAUGAUAAGGAAGUUCAAAUGCAUAUCAGAGUCAAGAGAAGGUAGACAUUGCUUUUCUCCAGUAUAAAGGCUGCCCUUAUCAGCCAGGUCCCUGGUUGCUACCUCAUGUUACAGGAGACCUGGUCAGUUUUCUUAGAAAAGCUCGGUAUUUAGCAAUUGUCAAAAGAACAACAUGUUGUUUUCUGCCUUUUUGUGUUGAAGUCAGGUUAGCAGAGGCUCCUGGGUGUCCUUUGCUUAGAAAUCCCAUGGCCAAGGAGAACUCUGCCGCACCAUCCCUCCUGCAUAACUGCCACCUAAGGAGGGGGAUGCUCCUUGGUUUAUUUGAUGUUUGUGGGUGUCAGUAGUGAGGGAUGACUGUGGGGUGUUGGCCCCAUUGUGCACAGGUGGAUUCCCAAGUUGGGAGAGGCAAGUGGGUCUCCACACUGUGCUGUGUGUUUGGUUGCUGACAUAAAGCUGCCCAGUCUCUCUCUCUCUCUGCCAGGUUUAUUCCUUUCUCUAAGAACACACUUCCUGUCUUCUUGGUAGUUCUGUUUUGUUGUUUGUUUGUUUUUUGAGAUGGAGUCUCACUCUGUUGCCCAGGUUGGAGUGCAUUGGUGUGAUCUUGGGUCACUGCAACCUCUGCCUCCCAGGUUCAAGUGAUUCUCCUGACUCAGCCUCCCGAGUAACUAGGAUUACAGGUGCGCACCACUAUGUCUGGCUAAUUUUUGUAUUUUUAGUAGAGUCAGGGUUUCACUAUGUUGGCCAGGCUGGUCUCGAACUCCUGACUUCAUGAUCUGCCCACCUCUGCCUCUCGAAGUGCUGGGAUUAUAGGCAUGAGCCACCACACAAGGCCAGUGGUAGUUGUUUUAAGGAGAACUCUAAGGAACAUAUUUUAUAGUCACUGGAGGAAUUUUUCAACAGUUUCCUUAAUAGCUCAUUAGUGUCUGUAAAGAGGAGACAGGAGCAUUCACCUCCAUUUCUCUCUCUCUCUCUCUCUCUCUCUCUCUCUCUCUCUCUCUCUCUCUCUCUCUCUCUGUGUGUAUCUUUCUGUCUACCUCUUUAUUUCUUGCUCUUAUCCCUUUUUCUUACUGUUUUCUUCCACUCUUACCCCCUCUAUCUCUUUCUCUUGUGUUAAUGUGGGAAAGGAGGGGAUAAGAUAAGGGAGAAUGAAAAUCUUGCAUCUAAUGGGUUCUCUACCAACCCCAGUUUCGCAGCCAGUGUCUUUUCCUAAGGGCUUCACCCAUCUAUUUUCUACACAGAAGACAGCAGGACCUUAAGUCUCUUUCCUUUAUGAUUCAGUUUCAUACUGUACUUUCAUGGCGUCUCACACAAACUGUCAGCCUGCUACUAUCCCAGCACAUCCCAGGAGGUUACCCACAAACAUGCUUCCUGCCUCUCUUGGGACUUAGGGAGUAGCUCAAAAGAGACAAAGUUUCAGUGCUCCUAUCCACUGUUCUACCACUAGCCUCAGCAGGGGCCAAGUCCCAACUUCCCCCUAUCCUCAGUGAUAAAGCAGAAUGUGACCUGGAGGUUGCGAUCAGAGCCUGCUGGGCCAAGCCCUGUUUAGCAACCACAGCCUUCUUCUGGGACCAGCCAGAUCCCACCCAGCUCUGCCCCUUGCUAUAGCACAGACCUGGCUCUCUGAGUCUCCACUGGCACUUGCAGUGGCAUCUUUGCUGAUGACUGCCGAGGUAUCCACCCUGUUGGGAAUCAGACCACAGAGCUUACAGCUUACCCUCCUCCAUGCACUCCUUUUCAUCACCCCCUAACUCUGCUUUUCUGUUCAUUGAGUAAAAUCUCUUCACCCAUGGCAUACAGUUUGUUUGCCCCUUUUUCUCUGCCUUGGCAUGUACUGCUUUCCACCAUCCCUUGCCUCUUCCUUUAUUUACAAUCUAGUUCGAAGAUCAUCUUCUCUAGGAAGACUGACCUGAUAGAUCACCUCACCUUGACAUUCUCUGUCCUCUCUGUGCCCGUGUGUGGUCAGUUUCAGUUUUUCUUGACUCUUUUUUCUAACAUGCACUGUGCUAGGUCGUGGGGUAGAACAAGGAAUAUUACAUGGUCCCUACCCUCAAGGCAUCAGGAUCAGUUAAUGGGGAGUAAAUGAAAACACAUAAAUGCCAUUCAGGAGUGAUGGAGUAUGAAGUACAACUGGAGACAGCUCAGCUUGAUGGCGAGGCCAAGGAAACUGCACAGAGGAAAUGACACAUUUGAGGGAGAUUUAAGAGGUAGGAUCAACAGAACUGAGCAGCUGAAUCAAUAUAUGUGAUGGAGGAGGGGGAGGAGUCUAGGAUGCUUCCCAGGUUUCUGUUUGGUUAGCUCAGUGGAUGAUGGCACCAAUAAUUAAGUGGAUAUAGGAUGAUCAGGUUGGGGGCAAGGUGGGAGAGUUUUUAUCAGAAUCUCAGAGUCUUCACUUUUAUAUGUAUACAUACAUACAUACAGUCCAGUAGCUUCCUGGUAUCAGGAGAAAAUUGACACUGGGUAUUUUACUAGGCUGGAAACUCUCAGAGAGCAGAAGUUGGGUUUCCUCUCCAAGGGAGAGAGUUGCCUGAGAUGGGCAGUGUGUUCUCAGAUGCAGAGCUGCCCAGGUGGGAGCACCUCUCCUUCCUGUUUCUUGUCCAGCAUUUUCCAGUGUUCGGGGCUUUGCACCUGUGGGUGGGGAUGCAGGUGGGAUAAAGAGGAAUAAAUUGACUGGCUUCUCUGUCCUCCAGGGCUAUCUUAAAGAUGGCAUCUUGGUCUGUAAAUAUUAUUAGUGACAGUACUUAUGGUACCGAGAGUAGUUAGAGAAGGUAAAGCUCUGAGGAUAGGAAGGAAGAUUUGUGGUGAAAUUAAAACAUCUGAUGUAGGCGGGUCCGGCGUCUACGGGCCAGGGGCCGGUGGCUCCGCCCAGCCAAUCGACGCCCCGCGACGGGCAGGCCUCCAGCCAAUCCGGGCUCGGCUACGGGGCAGGAAUGGGUGGGCCCGAGGCCCGGCAGAGAGGCCCUGCCGUGGUGAGCUAGGCCUAGCCCGUCAGUGGUGGGUCCCGGCACUGGCUGGUCACGACGCUACGGGCGUUCCUGAAGGUGGUCAUGGCGAACCUGGCAGCUGAAGGCAUCAUGGUGGGAGGCUUGAAGCGGAAAUAUGAUUUAGAAGAGGAGGAGGAGAAGGAGGAGAGGUGGGAGUGGAGUCCAGCAGGCCUUUGGAGAUACCAGCAAGCCCUGCUCCGCAUCUCCCUAGACAAAGUCCAGCGCAACCUGGGCCCCCAAGCACCCAGCCUCCGCAGGCAUGUCCUCAUCCACAACACCCUCCAGCAGCUGCAGCCCGCACUUCCCCUGGCUCCUGCCCCUGCCCUGCCCCCCCAACCCCUCUUCCUGAUGUCGGCUACCAUUGGCUCUAUCCUCAGGGAGCUGGAGACCUCCAUGGAUGAGACUGAGCCCCCUCAGAAUCCAGUGGCUCCCUUGAGCCUCCAGAAUGAAGUGCCACCCCAGCCUGAUCCAGUCUUCUUAGAAGCUCUGAGCUCCGGGUACUAGGGGGACUCUGGCUUGGACGAUUUCUUUCUGGAUAUUGACACAUCUGUGGUGGAAAAGGAGCCUGCACGGGCCCCGCCAGAGCCUCCUCACAAUCUCUUCUGUGCCCCAGGUUCCUGGGAGUGAAAUGAACUGGAUCACAUCAUGAAAAUCAUCCUGGGAUCCUAAAACU
Messenger RNA from Callithrix jacchus (white-tufted-ear marmoset), 9828 nucleotides. Lineage: Eukaryota; Metazoa; Chordata; Mammalia; Primates; Cebidae. The record is from RefSeq and is a predicted model, not a curated record.